Molecule: messenger RNA, 528 nt
Organism: Strongyloides ratti
Lineage: Eukaryota; Metazoa; Nematoda; Chromadorea; Rhabditida; Strongyloididae
Exons: 2
Coding region: 1-528 (175 amino acids)
Source: RefSeq, a predicted model, not a curated record
AUGCUUUCACCAGUAAUUCGCAAUGGAAUGGAACUUUACAAAACAAAUAACUAUAAUCAUCAUCGAACAAAAAAUUUAAAAAACCAAGGAAGUAAAAAUUUUAAAAUCAGUAAUAGUAUGAAAAAUGGAAUAAAACAAAAAGUUACACCUGAUGAAAAUUUAUGCAAACCUGUAACAAGAAGUAAUUUAGGGAGUAAAAAUAAUAUAACAAUACUUGAAAAAAUUACAGAGGGAGAAGAAUUAGAGACAUCAAAUAUCUCACAGUCGCAAAGUAGCAAUGAAAAAAAUGAUACAAAUUGCUGUAUAUUUAAUACAAAUUAUAAAAAUAAUCAAAGCAAAAGAAUUUUUCAACGUUUUACAGAUAUAUGUGCAAAUAGUAUUUAUAGACUAUACUAUAGAAUAAAAAAUAAAAGAGGAAGAAAUUCAAAAAACAUUGUUAAUGAAAAUACAGUUAAUCAAACUUAUAGUAGUAAUGAAAAAAUUCCAUAUUUAAUUGUAAAUAAGAAUGAUGUAACAUUAUUAAACUGA